UUUCAGUUUCGCGCAAAACGUGGAACCGGCUGGUCAACACAACAAGGCUAGAAAAUAAUUUUCAACCAAAAAUUGGAAAAAUCGGCAUUGGUCUGAGAGAAGGAGGAACAUUCAGAUUGCCCCGAACGAUAGUUUUUUGAUUAAUUACGUUCAGUUGCAGUCAUUUGCAUAUUCGCUAUUGUAUUGUCUUAAACUUGGCUAAAACGGCGUCUAACGAAAAGCCAAAGAAAAACUGCAAGCUGCAAAACCGGAAAUUCUAGAUCUCUCGGGGAUCUCACGAUCCAAGCAUUAAUAAACAAAACAAACAAACAAAAAACCUUUCAGUUGUUGCUGAAAUUAAAGCGGUACUUUGGCGACAAUUGCAAAAAAACGGCUUAAAGGGAGAAAUAAAAAAAAAAACGCCCAUAAAAAGUGACACAAUUAAAGCAAAAAACAAAGAAAAAAGUGUUCGGUGUCGGUGUAUGUCCAGUCGAGAUCUCGUACCCCCCUGCCAGACGUAUACCUAUCCACUAUAUAUUUUUUUAGCCCCCGAGAAACGCUGAGUGUUGAGUUUAUUUCUGUUUUUGUGUGUCGGCUUCAGAGGUUUUCGCUUUUUUUCCGUUUCAAUAUUUCUUUUUUGCUGGCCAGGCCAGGGGAAAGAAUCGGAAAAUCGGAGGAAAAUCGUGCGCUCUUAAAAGUAACAUAUUUAUUUUUAACAAUUUCGCAACCAUUCGAAUUCUGCUCCAGCAAAAAGUCAAAAACUCAGAACUCACAAGCCAGACAAUCGCACAACCAGAACAACAACAAUAAAUAGAUCGGCGGCGCGAUCGUAAAAGCAAAAAACCAAAACAGCGGUGGCGGCCGGCAACUUGGCUCUUAAGAUUUAGUUUGGACAAUCGUCAGGCAGGAAAACAGGAAGAGCAGGAAAAACAGUGACAGGCACAGGCAGUCACAAGUCAAGGAUAGAAAUCGGUGCGGCGGAGGAGGAGCAGCAGGAGGACCGGAUCAUUUCGAUAGAGAUGUCCACGGCCACUUGUGCCCGCUUUUGCACGCCUUUGACAUCCGGCACGGGAUCCUCAUCAAAAUUGACAACCGGAACCGGAAGUGGUAGCGGCGCCAACAUGACGUCAUCGUACAAGAAGAAAAUUCCAUCAAACACCACAAAUGACAGCAACACAGAAGCCACAUUCACAUUCAAAUUGGGAAGAGCCACCGGACCCGGAUCCUCGUCCGUGCACGGACGCAGUAGCAGCAACGUGGCCUCCAGCGAGUCAUCCGAUCCUCUGGAGUCUGAUUACAGCGAAGAGGAACCGGACCAGGAGUCGGUUCCUGUCCAGCCCCGGACGAAUAGUCGAAGCAGCAGCAGUGCCACCACCACCACCAGCUCGGCCGACCAUGACAAUGACGUCGACGAGGAGGAGGAGGAGGACGACGACGAGGACGAGGAUGGAAAUGGCCGGGAUGCGGAUGACGUAACCCACGAUUCCAGCGAGAGCAUCGAGGAGGACGACGGCAAUGAGACCGACGACGAGGAGGACGAGGACGACUCCGAGGAGAGCAGCAGCGUGCAGACGGCCAAGGGAGUCCGCAAAUACCACUUGGACGACUAUCAAAUAAUCAAGACAGUGGGCACUGGCACCUUUGGACGGGUGUGUUUAUGCCGUGAUCGCAUUUCGGAAAAGUACUGUGCCAUGAAGAUUUUGGCCAUGACCGAAGUCAUUCGUCUCAAACAGAUCGAGCAUGUCAAGAACGAGCGGAAUAUUUUGCGCGAAAUCAGACAUCCGUUUGUCAUCAGCCUGGAAUGGUCUACUAAGGAUGACUCAAAUCUCUACAUGAUCUUUGAUUAUGUCUGCGGUGGUGAGCUGUUCACAUAUCUGCGCAACGCAGGAAAAUUUACUAGUCAAACUUCCAAUUUCUAUGCGGCUGAAAUCGUCAGCGCCUUGGAAUACCUGCACUCCCUGCAAAUUGUCUAUCGGGAUCUGAAGCCAGAGAACCUUCUGAUUAAUCGCGACGGCCAUUUGAAAAUCACGGACUUUGGCUUCGCCAAGAAACUGAGGGAUCGAACCUGGACCUUGUGCGGAACGCCGGAGUACAUAGCACCUGAGAUAAUACAGUCCAAGGGCCACAACAAGGCGGUAGACUGGUGGGCAUUGGGUGUCCUUAUUUAUGAAAUGCUCGUGGGCUAUCCACCAUUCUACGAUGAGCAACCGUUUGGGAUCUACGAGAAAAUAUUGAGUGGCAAAAUUGAGUGGGAGCGUCACAUGGACCCCAUUGCCAAGGACUUGAUCAAAAAGUUGCUCGUCAACGAUCGAACCAAGCGAUUGGGCAACAUGAAGAACGGUGCUGAUGACGUGAAGAGACAUCGCUGGUUCAAGCACUUGAAUUGGAAUGACGUCUACAAUAAGAAACUUAAGCCGCCAAUUUUGCCCGAUGUACAUCACGAUGGUGAUACUAAAAAUUUUGAUGAUUAUCCCGAAAAGGAUUGGAAGCCCGCCAAGGCAGUAGACCAAAGAGACUUGCAGUACUUCAAUGAUUUCUAAAUAUGAGAAGGAAAUUGUCGUUUUUUGUUUUCUGUUGAAAAUUGUGUAUAAUUUGCGACAGCAAUAACAUUCAUUAUUUAUACUGGCAAUUAAGUGUUUUUAGUGCUGUGCUAAUGCAAUGAUAUGUAACGGUACAUACAUACAUACAUAAAUAUUAUUUAUAUCUAUAUUAUAAUAUACGACUAUACAUAAAACCUAAACAUACACAUAUUACAUAGUAAGACUAAGUUUAUAUUCGUAAUAUUAUGUUUAGUGAGCGACUUCUAUUAUUUAUAAAUAUUUAAUUGUUUAAAUGUUAUCAUCGAGCAAUGCCCCCACAAUUACCUAUAAAAUAAAAGAAACCGAGUACGGUUGAAACAAUAUUAUUAAAGAAAAUAAAUAAAUAAAUUAAAAGCAAGAAAUAUUAACGUAAAACGUUGAAUAAAGUGAUAUAAACUGAGAAAAGUC
Drosophila bipectinata is the source of this 2966-nucleotide messenger RNA. RefSeq names its product Protein kinase, cAMP-dependent, catalytic subunit 3 (gene Pka-C3). Gene Ontology annotation, biological process: peptidyl-serine phosphorylation; signal transduction. Gene Ontology annotation, cellular component: cytosol; cAMP-dependent protein kinase complex. Gene Ontology annotation, molecular function: ATP binding; cAMP-dependent protein kinase activity. The record is from RefSeq and is a predicted model, not a curated record. NCBI's taxonomy places the organism in Eukaryota, Metazoa, Arthropoda, Insecta, Diptera, Drosophilidae.